AUGUCAAUAUCGAUAGGGUGUGGGGAAAAAGAUUUGGAACAGCGACAUUUGCGUCGACUGGCAGUUCUUGCAGUUGCAUUCUCAACAGUAGCGCUUAUCGCUGCAGUAAUCACUCUACCAGCACUUCACUCUUAUGUGCAGUCACUUCAUAGUCAUAUUAUUGUUGAAACAGAGUACUGCAAGUCACGUUCGCGCGAUAUGCUUGCCGAAAUGUCUGGAUUACAAUUGGCCAAUGUCCGACGUUUAAAACGCGAAUGGAGGUUUGGUCAUUGGAUGCCAACCACUGAAAAUAACAAUCAAGAAUAUGAACAUGCUACUGCUGCUGUGAUCAAUCCAGAUUUGAAUGUCUGCUGCACUUGCAACCAGGGGCCAGCAGGACCUGUUGGACCUGAGGGGGAUCCUGGCAAUGACGGUAAAGAUGGAAUCAGCGGAAAAGACGGAAAAAAUGGCGGUGACGCUCACUUGAAACCAGUAAUGCAUGUCGAUCUUUGUCUUAUUUGUCCCCCGGGACGUCCUGGUGUACCUGGUAAUAUGGGGCCCAAAGGUCCACCAGGACCAAAAGGUGCACCAGGAGAUCCACCUAAAGAUGGAGUACAUGGUGAAACGGGCACACCAGGACAACCUGGAGCAAUCGGAAGACCUGGAAGGACUGGACCGCCCGGAACUCGAGGCGCGCCUGGUCGUAUCAUUUACAUGACUGGAUCACAAGGACCGCCUGGUCCUCAAGGUCCACAAGGACCAGCUGGUCCGAAAGGUAUUCCUGGACCAGAUGGACAAUCCUUCCCAGGACCUCCUGGACUGCCCGGAGAGACAGGGCAGCCAGGAUCAGAAGGAAGACCCGGGAAAGUAGGUCAACGCGGUGUCCCGGGUGAACUUGGAGAACGCGGCACGUGCAAACACUGUCCGAUGAAAUUGAAAGCUCAUCUAGCUGUAAUAUCCGAAUCACUCUACAAUGCACUUUUAGCUCCAAGGAUGCCUUCUGGAUUUUAA
Loa loa (African eye worm) is the source of this 990-nucleotide messenger RNA. RefSeq names its product nematode cuticle collagen domain-containing protein. The record is from RefSeq and is a predicted model, not a curated record. The transcript is spliced from 5 exons. Gene Ontology annotation, molecular function: structural constituent of cuticle. The coding region runs from base 1 to 990 and encodes 329 amino acids. NCBI's taxonomy places the organism in Eukaryota, Metazoa, Nematoda, Chromadorea, Rhabditida, Onchocercidae.